Molecule: messenger RNA, 1473 nt
Organism: Malus domestica (apple)
Lineage: Eukaryota; Viridiplantae; Streptophyta; Magnoliopsida; Rosales; Rosaceae
Molecular function (GO): protein binding
Source: RefSeq, a predicted model, not a curated record
AACUGGGAAGAUAAACGACAUAAGGAGUAUAACGCACGACGUCGUCCUCUCCAGCAGCACAGCACGCGCUGGUUUUUUCUUGAGGUCAGUUCGCCAACGCUCUUCUUCUUCUUUUUCUUCCCCAUAUUGGCUGAAGGCUGAGGAUCUGGGUGCAUCAUCUCCAGGGGAAGCCAACAAACCACUCCCUUCCUACCACUAAAAUCAAAUCUCGUAUCUCUUUCCAUCUUAGGAGUAUAAAAUAUGGAUGCGGAAACACCUGAUCCCCAAACUGUAACCACUAACUUGGAAACCCCGAACCUCUUCACUGACCCAUUGACGGACCAGUUUGGCUCCCUCAACGACGUGGCCCAUGAGCUCGCUUCGCUCCAGGACCUCGCCACCCGUGGCUCAUGGCGUUCCAUCCUUGACAAGGUGGCACGGGCCCGAGCCCAAUCCCUCCUUCACAAACCCCAUGACCACCUUGUUUAUUUCACCUACAAUGUCCUUGCCUUAACUAAACUACGUAGUUUCCCUGAAGCCUCUGCCGAGAUUGAUUCCUUAGAAGACCUCGACAGCUCUCGCUACCACUAUGAAACCUAUCCAAAAGUGUACCCAAAUCGGGUUGGCUCCAUGGUACCUUUCUCCCUGAGGUGGCUUUAUUCCCUAUUGCCCAUCAAGUUGGGCCAGCGACAAGAGGGACUGGAUCGGCUGUACUGCUUGUUAGAUUUCGUACGGAGCAAGAUCAAAGGAAAAGAAAGAAAUGUGAGUGUCUCUGUGUGGAAGAGAAGGGAGGUGUUUGUAAUGAAUGGUAUUAUAGGGGUCCAUUUGAGUCAGAAGGAGGUAUCUGUGUGCUUGAGCUUGAUCAACGACUUGCUUAACCGUGAUUACACAGACCCCAUUUUGGUGUCAAAACUGGGUUACAUUCAGAUGCAAAUGGGGGACUUGGAGGGAGCUAAGAGCUCCUUCAACGUGGUCCAAGGGUUGGUGGAGAAGCAGGGUGAAGCGAGCAACGAGUUUAAGAACCUAGUAAGCAGGAACAAGGCCUUGGUGUACGUGGUGGGGAAAGACUACGUGUCCGCAGUGAGGGAGUAUGAGGAGUGCAUUGAGAGGGAGCAAAACGACGUCGUGGCCAUCAACAACAAGGCGCUUUGCUUGAUGUACUUGCGUGACUUGUCCGAUUCAAUCAAGGUGUUGGAGAAUGCCCUCGAAAGGGUGCCUACGGUGGCAUUGAACGAGACUGUUGUGGUGAAUUUGUGCAGUAUGUACGAGUUGGCUUAUGUUAAUCAUGCUGAUAUUAAGAGGACUCUCAAUAGCUGGAUUGCCAGGGUUGCUCCCGAUGAUUUUGAUUCGUCAUCUACGAGGAUUUGAUUCAAUUUAUCUUCUUUGUUAAACAAUCACUACUUGUUUGCUUGUUUCAGUUUAUAAUGAACGAUUCGCAUUUAUGUAACUAUUUGAGUGUAAUUUUAUUCGUUCAUCAUUCUGUUCCUUGUUCAA